Molecule: messenger RNA, 1296 nt
Organism: Elephantulus edwardii (Cape elephant shrew)
Lineage: Eukaryota; Metazoa; Chordata; Mammalia; Macroscelidea; Macroscelididae
Gene: EGLN2
Product: egl-9 family hypoxia-inducible factor 2
Exons: 5
Coding region: 1-1296 (431 amino acids)
Biological process (GO): cellular response to hypoxia; peptidyl-proline hydroxylation to 4-hydroxy-L-proline
Cellular component (GO): nucleus; cytoplasm
Molecular function (GO): peptidyl-proline 4-dioxygenase activity; L-ascorbic acid binding; ferrous iron binding
Source: RefSeq, a predicted model, not a curated record
AUGGACAGGCCGUGCCCGUCGCAGCCCCUGAGUCAGGCUCGCUCUCAGUUGCCAGCAUCUGCCUCAGAGUCCUCUGAGCUGGGCCGGGUUAGGAUGGGGGUGGAGAGUUGCGUGCCCAGUCCUCUGCUGCCCUCGUGUCACUGUCCAGGAGCACCUGAGGAGGCGUCUGCAGGCAGUGGGAGUCCCAGUGCCACAGCCACCUUUACCACCACCAGCCCUGUGAAGGAGGGCUCGACUCGGCAGGGUGGUGGGGAGCUGCGUCCACUUCAGAGUGAGGGUGCGGCGGCACUGGUCACCAAGGGCUGUGAGCGACUGGAAGCGCAGGGUGCCCGGCCCGAAGUCCCCAAGCGGAAGUUGGCAGAGGACGGCGAGGAUGCUGAGGAUGCCCUGGAACCCAGCAAACGGCCCUGGGACAGGCAGGUGCACCAAGAGGCCCAGGAAGAGGGGGAUGGGGCCAGCGGCAGUGACAGUGGCAGUGGCGAGGCGAGUGCUGGACUGAGAGAGGAGGAAGGGCCCAUCCCGCCUGAGCGCCUGGCCCUGGACUACAUCGUGCCCUGCUUGCGGUACUAUGGCAUCUGUGUCAAGGACCACUUCCUAGGGGAUGCGAUGUGUGGGCGCGUGCUGGCCGAGGUGGAAGCUCUGAACCGAGGUGGGCACCUGUGCGACGGACAGCUUGUGAGCCAGCGGGCCAUUUCGCCAAAAAGCAUCCGUGGGGACCAGAUUACCUGGGUGGAAGGCCAUGAGCCAGGCUGCGAGAACAUUGGUGCCCUCAUGGCACAAGUGGAUGAGGUGAUCCGGCACUGCGCCGGGCGGCUGGGUAGCUACUUCAUCAAUGGGCGCACCAAGGCCAUGGUGGCGUGUUACCCAGGCAAUGGGCUGGGGUACGUGAGGCACGUUGACAAUCCCCACGGCGACGGGCGUUGCAUCACCUGUAUCUAUUACCUGAAUCAGAACUGGGACGUCAAGGUGCAUGGCGGCCUGCUGCAGAUCUUCCCCGAGGGCCGGCCAGUGGUAGCCAACAUUGAGCCACUCUUUGACCGGCUCCUGGUUUUCUGGUCUGACCGGCGGAAUCCCCACCAGGUGAAGCCAGCCUAUGCCACCAGGUACGCUAUCACCGUCUGGUAUUUUGAUGCCAAGGAGCGGGCCGCAGCCAAAGACAAAUAUCAGCUAGCAUCAGAACAGAGGGGUGUCCAAGUGCCACGUCACAGCCGGCCACUCCCGUGUAAUGACUACCCUCGGAGCCGCAUGGAGGGACAGCGUACCCCGACUUCAGGACAGCCUGGGGACCCCUGCUAG